This is a messenger RNA of Rhea pennata, 3007 nucleotides long. It is a transcript of the gene SNX33, whose product is annotated as sorting nexin 33. The record is from RefSeq and is a predicted model, not a curated record. Bases 589 to 2280 code for a protein of 563 amino acids. Gene Ontology annotation, molecular function: protein binding; phosphatidylinositol binding. Gene Ontology annotation, cellular component: cytoplasmic vesicle; plasma membrane. The transcript has 2 exons. NCBI's taxonomy places the organism in Eukaryota, Metazoa, Chordata, Aves, Rheiformes, Rheidae. Gene Ontology annotation, biological process: plasma membrane tubulation; cleavage furrow formation; mitotic cell cycle.
GCCGUGCCGCGCCGCGGGUCCGCUGCCCGGCGCUCCCCGGCUCCGGGCCGCCCGGGAGCUGCUCGCGGGGAAGGGGGUCUGGGUGUUUUGAAGGAGAAUCGCCGAGAAGAGUGCUGUGAAAGUCACUUUGGAUUUCCUGGUUUGGAUCGGGACCUUUUCUUAGCGUGCAUUAAACCCGAGAGAGCGACGGGACCCGCGACCCGGCGAGAUCAAGCCUCCGGGGCGAUGGCUGAGUUUGGGAUGCGUGCUUGUCCGACCGAGGCUUGUGCCACGGAGAAGGAGGGAGCGAAACAUGUUGUUCGGUUGCCCGAGGAAUGUUUUUUUUAAUUGGCGCACUGAGAUUGCCGGAGUUACUUGAAUGUACAGACCCUGGUGUCAGACCUCGGAGGAUUUAAACCUUUCUUUUUAUUAUCAUUUUGGAGUGAAAUCGGCUAGACCUCUUCCCACAGCUCGGAAGCAGGUCCCGAGCCGCUGAAGUGCAUCGUGGCUCUGUCUGCCGGCAGCCGCUGGGCUAUCUGGAGGUAGUAGUAUUAUUUUUAUUUUUUUUUCCUACGGGGAUUGAGUUACACCGUCCCCCUGGGAACGGCCAUGGCGUUGAAAGCCAGAGCGCUUUACGACUUCCAGAGCGAAAACAAAGAGGAGAUCAGCAUCCAGGAGAACGAAGAGCUCGUGAUCUUCAGCGAGAACUCCCUGGACGGGUGGUUACAGGGUAAAAACAGCCGCGGAGAGACAGGCCUCUUCCCGGCCUCCUAUGUCGAAAUCCUCCGGUCCCGGACAGGCUCCAGUUAUACGGACUACUCUCGCAGCCCCGCCGGCUCCCCUGGGCACGGCUCCUCCUUCUGCGUGGCCCCGACCAACCCCAGCAUCUCCUACCAGGGCAGUUUUGAGGAUGACGACGACGACGACUGGGAUGACUGGGACGAUGCCUGCACGGUGGUGGAGGAGCCCCGGAGCGCGCCGGGCACCAACGGGCACCCUUCGCCCACCCUGCAGUACCCCGCGGCUUACUCCCACCAGCACGCCGGCUACCGGCCCAAGCCGGCGCUGGAGAGGCAGGACAGCCUGAGCUCUUCCAAGAGGGGCAGCGUGGUGGGGAGGAACCUGAACCGCUUCUCCUGCUUCGUCCGCUCCGGGGUGGAAGCCUUCAUCCUGGGUGAUGUGCCUCUGAUGUCCAAGAUCGCGGAGGUGUACUACAUCGAGAUGGGCUCCAAAGGUCCCCAGUGGAGGGCAAACCCCCACCCAUUCAUCUGCUCUGUGGAGGACCCAACCAAGCAAACCAAAUUCAAGGGCAUCAAGAGCUACAUCUCCUACAAGCUGACCCCCAGCAACAUCAACUCCCCCGUCUACCGGCGGUACAAGCACUUUGACUGGCUGUACAACCGCCUCCUGCACAAGUUCACGGUGAUCUCAGUGCCCCACCUGCCCGAGAAGCAGGCCACCGGCCGCUUCGAGGAGGACUUCAUUGAGAAGCGCAAACGGCGGCUGAUCUUAUGGAUGGACCACAUGACCAGCCACCCCGUCCUCUCCCAGUAUGAGGGCUUCCAGCACUUCCUCUGCUGCCGCGACGAGAAGCAGUGGAAGCUGGGCAAACGCCGGGCGGAGAAGGACGAGAUGGUGGGGGCCAGCUUCCUGCUCACCCUGCAGAUCCCCACGGAGCACCAGGACCUGCAGGACGUGGAGGACCGUGUGGACGCCUUCAAGGCCUUCAGCAAGAAGAUGGACGACAGUGUCCUGCAGCUGACCAACGUGGCCUCAGAGCUGGUGCGCAAGCACGUGGGGGGUUUCCGUAAGGAGUUCCAGAAGCUCGGCAAUGCUUUCCAAGCCAUCAGCCACUCCUUCCACAUGGACCCCCCGUACAGCUCGGACGCCCUCAACAACGCCAUCUCCCACACGGGCAAGACGUACGAGACCGUGGGGGAGAUGUUUGCCGAGCAGCCCAAGAACGACCUGUUCCUCAUGCUGGACACACUCUCCUUGUACCAGGGGCUCCUCUCCAACUUCCCAGACAUCAUCCACCUCCAGAAAGGCGCCUUCGCCAAGGUGAAGGAGAGCCAGCGGAUGAGCGACGAGGGGCGCAUGGACCAGGACGAGGCGGACGGCAUCCGGAAGCGCUGCCGCGUGGUCGGCUUCGCCCUGCAGGCCGAGAUGAACCACUUCCACGAGCGGCGCGUCGCCGACUUCAAAAGGAUGAUGCAGUCCUACCUGAAGCAGCAGAUCAUCUUCUACCAGCGAGUGAGCCAGCAGCUGGAGAAGACUUUACGCAUGUACGACAACCUCUAACGCCCCCGCGGGCCCGACGCAUCUGCUUGCUGUCCCUCCGAAAUCACGCAGUUUUCUAUCCGGAGCCUUGCAGACCACCUCUGUGAUGGACUGAGAACGAACAGCAACUCACGACGCUAGUGACCAAAUACCUUUGGGCUUUCUUCCGUCUUCCCGGGCCCGGCAGGCGGCGGCGCCGCGGGGAGGGGAUCGCGCUCGGGUCCUCCGGCUGGCCGUGCCCCGUCUGUGCCGGGGGGAUGGCCGUCCCCCGCUGCGCAGCCUGCAGCGGCUCCGGCCGGGACGUGGGUGUUUUCUGCAGGAGAAACGGAGACGUUGGCUUAAGGGUGCUGGUAUCUCUGUCUAGUGAUCUGUAGCUUUCUGGAAACGCGUCCUCCCGGAGCAGAGAGGUGGGUUCGUCCCAGCCCUAUGGGAACAGGAAUCGAAGCGGUCGACAUUUUGCACACUACGAGCUUUUCUGAUGGAAAAAAGAAAAGAAGAAAGAUCUUUAUUUGGAAGAGAUUUCCUUUUUUUGUUCCUGCAAGAUAUUUUCGAUAUUCUCCAUUUCUCACGAAUGUUUCUGCAGCAUUUUUACCGAUCAGUUUUUAAUAGACACACAGAGGCAAACGGAAAUCUCUUUCUCAAGCACGCCUGUUGACUGGAAAAAGGGGGAAAAAAGCCAAAAAAAAGAAAGAGUCCCACAGCAUUUUCAAUAAAAAUGUCAGUAGAAAAAACCAAAAACAAAGCAAAA